CAAGAAGAUUUCUGCAACCUCCAUCUACUUCCAGAGCCUGCCGUAUAAGGUGAGCUCCGACACCGGGUACGUCGACUACGAUAAGCUGGAGGAAAAGGCCAUGGAUUUCCGCCCCAAGCUUAUCAUCUGUGGCGGUAGUGCGUGCCCUCGGGAGUGGGAUUACGCCAGGUUCAGGGCCAUCGCAGACAAGUGCGGGGCCAUGUUGCUCUGCGACAUGGCUCAUAUCAGUGGUCUCGUUGCUGCGCAGGAGGCUUUGGAUCCUUUUGAGUUCUCUGAUGUGGUUACCACUACGACCCACAAAAGUCUUCGAGGGCCAAGGUCUGGUAUGAUUUUCUACAGGAAGGGCCCAAAGCCUCCAAAAAAAGGCCAGCCUGAGGGUGCUCUGUAUGACUACGAGGACAAGAUCAACUUUGCUGUGUUCCCGUCACUCCAGGGGGGGCCUCACAAUCACCAAAUUGCUGCUCUAGCUGUAGCCUUGAAACAGGCCAUGUCACCUGGAUUCAAGGCCUAUAUCCAGCAGGUCAAGGCAAACACAGUUUCCCUUGGUAACCAUUUGAUGAGUAAGGGCUACAAGUUGGUUACUGAUGGAACAGAGAACCACCUUGUUCUCUGGGAUCUGCGCCCUCUUGGCUUGACUGGCAAUAAAGUUGAGAUGCUAUGUGACCUAUGCAACAUUACACUGAACAAAAAUGCUGUCUUUGGUGACAGCAGUGCAUUAUCACCUGGUGGUGUGCGCAUUGGUACACCUGCUAUGACCUCAAGGGGUUUGGUUGAGAAGGACUUCGUGCAGAUUGCCGAGUACCUUCACCGAGCUGUGACCAUCUGCUUGAGCAUCCAGGCGGAGCAUGGCAAGAUUCUCAAGGACUUCAAGAAGGGCUUGGUGCAAAACAAGGACAUAGAGAACCUGAGGGCGGAGGUCGAGAAGUUCGCCACUUCAUUUGACAUGCCUGGCUUCAGGGUGUCUGACAUGAAGUACACAGACUAGACUGCUGCUGACUUGGGUGCAAACCGUUGCUCCUGUUACAGUAACACUGGCAGGCUGGUGCAAUGCAAACCGUUCUUCUGUUACGGUAAUAUUAACGCCUCUGAAAUGUCACGUGAAUGGUGGUAAACCUGAAUUUCACACGACUAGAGGGAUGGUUUACUUUCUAUUCAGUGCUCUGCCAUUCUGUUGGCCUGCUAUUCCGUCGGUCUAUUUUGUUGGAACUGAUAAUAAUAUGUUUAGAGAAUAAUGAUUGAGAAAGAAAAUGGCAUUGCACUGGAGAU
Molecule: messenger RNA, 1266 nt
Organism: Zea mays
Lineage: Eukaryota; Viridiplantae; Streptophyta; Magnoliopsida; Poales; Poaceae
Exons: 4
Coding region: 101-985 (294 amino acids)
Biological process (GO): tetrahydrofolate metabolic process
Cellular component (GO): mitochondrion; cytoplasm
Molecular function (GO): glycine hydroxymethyltransferase activity; pyridoxal phosphate binding
Source: RefSeq, marked provisional